GCCCCCUUCCCACAAGAUUUUUUAUACUUCGUAUUAUCAACAAAACCCAGGUAGAGAGAGAGAGUGAGAGAACAGAAGGAGAGAAUAGUAGUAACUAUUAAUGCAAGGCCAAAACAGCUAAACCCAAUUCGACCACCUUUCGACUCAGCACCCAAAUGCUUCCAGCAGAUUCGCUCUUUCUAUAUCUUAGUACUCCUCGGCUUUCUCAGGUCUCUUUCUUCACAACCCAGGUCUUGGAAGAGAGAUUUUUUGUGAAUUUUGAACUUUAGGAUAUUUUGAGGUCCAAAAUUUGUUGAUAUAAAUUAGCUUUUUUUAUUUGUGAGAUUUGAGUAUUGUGAUUACAAGAUGGCGACUUGUAUGCCGACGAGUUUGAUGCCUCCUAGUACUCGAAACCCAAUGGGGGUAUUUACUGCCCUUGGAGGGAGAGUGUCAAUUGAGAAUCACUUUGGGAGAGGUUGUUGUGUGACAAUGUCUGAGGAGAAGAAUGGGGUUUUGGGUGCUCGCCAAAAGUCAUCCUUUCCUCAGUUUAAGUGUUCUGCCAACUCUCAGAGUGUUAGUCCAUAUCAUAACAAAGAUCCUUUUCUGCAUCUACACCCUGAAGUCUCAAUGCUCAGAGGGGAUGGAAACAAUACCGUGGAUAACCCAAGAAAGGAUACUUCAGGUGGAAAUGUCACAGAGAGUUUAGGAGAUACGUCUAGUCCAAAUAAUUACAAUGAUGCUAAGAUCAAAGUUAUUGGAAUUGGAGGUGGUGGAUCGAAUGCAGUCAACCGUAUGAUAGAGAGUGCGAUGAAGGGUGUGGAAUUCUGGAUUGUCAACACGGAUAUUCAGGCCAUGAGGAUGUCUCCUGUAUUUCCUGAGUACCGUCUGCAAAUUGGUCAAGAGCUUACGAGGGGCCUUGGUGCUGGUGGGAACCCAGAGAUUGGCAUGAAUGCUGCGAAAGAAAGCAAAGAAUCAAUUGAAGAGGCACUUUAUGGAGCAGAUAUGGUCUUUGUUACGGCUGGAAUGGGCGGAGGAACUGGCACUGGUGGAGCUCCUAUAAUUGCUGGGGUUGCAAAGUCAAUGGGCAUAUUGACUGUUGGUAUUGUCACAACCCCUUUCUCUUUUGAGGGACGAAGGAGGGCAGUUCAAGCCCAGGAAGGAAUUGCAGCUUUAAGAGACAAUGUUGAUACGCUGAUAGUCAUUCCAAAUGACAAAUUAUUAACUGCAGUUUCCCAGUCUACCCCAGUAACAGAAGCAUUUAACCUUGCUGAUGACAUCCUUCGUCAAGGUGUUCGUGGUAUCUCUGACAUAAUUAUGAUACCAGGACUAGUAAAUGUGGACUUUGCUGAUGUGCGAGCUAUAAUGGCAAAUGCAGGUUCUUCGUUGAUGGGAAUAGGAACUGCAACUGGGAAGACCAGGGCAAGAGAUGCUGCAUUAAAUGCCAUACAAUCACCUUUACUAGAUAUUGGCAUAGAGAGGGCUACUGGAAUUGUGUGGAAUAUAACAGGCGGAAAUGAUUUGACCUUAUUUGAGGUAAAUGCUGCAGCAGAGGUUAUUUAUGACCUAGUGGACCCAACUGCCAAUUUGAUUUUUGGAGCAGUGAUAGAUCCAUCACUUAGUGGUCAAGUCAGUAUAACGCUAAUUGCUACUGGAUUUAAACGCCAAGAAGAAAGUGAAGGGAGGCCCCUCCAGGCUAGUCAGCUAGCACAAGGAGAUGUCGGCCUUGGGUUUAAUCGGCGACCUCCCGCUUUCACUGACAGCAGUUCAGUGGAAAUUCCAGACUUCUUAAAGAAGAAAGGACGCUCACGCUAUCCAAGAGUUUAGGAGUCCCAAAAAACACUACUUCCCUUUCACAUCCCUUCUCAGGGAUUAAAAGUACACCUUAGUAGGUACUAGAAAAUCUUUGUGCUUGUUUUUUGGUGGUUUCUUGCUCCGAGAAAGGAUAACAUAUUCUUGUUUGAUUAAUAGCUAAAAAUAGUUGAGUUUCUUUCACGCUUAAGUUGAAGAUUUUCUGUUAAUAAAUGGCUUGUACAGAGUGCACCUACUUGAAAGGAGAUAAAUCAAUGUAGAAGUAUUAAUGGUUGAAUGAAAGAUUUUGGUUUUAUAGUUUUA
Messenger RNA from Quercus robur (English oak), 2091 nucleotides. Its product is annotated as cell division protein FtsZ homolog 2-2, chloroplastic-like. Gene Ontology annotation, biological process: chloroplast fission. Bases 346 to 1803 code for a protein of 485 amino acids. Gene Ontology annotation, molecular function: GTPase activity; GTP binding. The record is from RefSeq and is a predicted model, not a curated record. NCBI's taxonomy places the organism in Eukaryota, Viridiplantae, Streptophyta, Magnoliopsida, Fagales, Fagaceae. Gene Ontology annotation, cellular component: cytoplasm; chloroplast. The transcript is spliced from 8 exons.